Molecule: messenger RNA, 1374 nt
Organism: Uloborus diversus
Lineage: Eukaryota; Metazoa; Arthropoda; Arachnida; Araneae; Uloboridae
Product: acid phosphatase type 7-like
Exons: 12
Coding region: 1-1374 (457 amino acids)
Molecular function (GO): metal ion binding; acid phosphatase activity
Source: RefSeq, a predicted model, not a curated record
AUGAUUAAUUGUGGAAUCGUUUGGUUUUUGGGGUUGUUGGUCUAUUUUUGGUGUCCUGACCUUUGCAACGCGGAACAUGCGGUACCAGAACAGGUUCAUAUUGCCUUAGGAGAAAGAAUUGACAUGAUGACAGUAAUGUGGAGUACUUUCCAGGCCACUGACGCUUCGAUUGUCGAAUACGGACUGUCGGCGGGCGAGCUGGACAAGUCGGCCAACGGAACUUGGCAGAUUCUGAACAACAGGGGUUUCUUUCAAUACAUCCACACGUCAAAACUCACCGAUCUGGGAAUUGAUACUAAAUACUAUUACAGAUGCGGCGAUGGCCGUUUCUUUAGCCCCAUUUACAGUUUCAAGACCCUGAAGAAAGGAACGGACUGGAGUCCUCGGGUCAUUAUUUACGGCGACCUCGGUUUCAAGGAUGGGGUCUCUGCGAAAAAACUCAAGGAGGAGGCUCUCAACGAAAGCGCAGACGUAAUGAUACAUAACGGUGAUAUUGCCUAUGAUCUGCACACGAACAACGGCCGGGUUGGCGAUAAUUUCAUGAGAAUGAUAGAGCCGUUCGCAGCAAGAGUUCCCUAUAUGGUGUCUGUCGGAAACCAUGAAGCUUUCAACUGGAACUACACGAAUUACAGAAUGAGAUUUGAUAUGCCUGGAACAGAUGACAAUUUGUGGUACAGUUUCAAAGUUGGUCCGAUACAUUUUGUAGUUAUGAGUACCGAAGUUUAUUUCUUCUUGCUAUAUGGAGGGUUAGAAGCUGUGUAUUCUCAUUACAAAUGGCUGGAUGAUACUCUAAGGCAAGCAAAUCUUCCGCAAAACCGAGCAAAGUGGCCAUGGGUUAUAACUUUAGGACACAGACCAAUGUACUGUUCCAAUACUGCUUUACGGUAUUGCAGGCUAGAAUCAAAUCCAGUACGUGUUGGACUCUUGAGACAGUACGGGCUGGAAGAUUUACUGUACGAACAUGGAGUAGAUGUUGCGUUUUGGGGACAUAAUCAUUGUUACGAAAGAUUAUAUCCAACGUUUGAUGGCCAGGUGUUCAAUGGUAGUUUCCAUAACCCAUACAGAAAUCCGAAAGCUCCUGUUCAUAUAACAAGUGGUGCAGCGGGUAAUCAAGAAGGCACCAGCAACUUUCGGGGCGUUCGCCAAAUAUGGAGCGCAUUCGGUAGCACGGAGAAGAGUUACACAAGAAUGACGCCGCAUAAUAAAACGCAUCUUUAUAUAGAACAAGUAUCUGCGGAAGAUGAUGGUGGUAUCAUUGAUAAGUUCUACAUCAUUAAAGAAAAACAUGGAUCAUACCGAAAAUUAUUUCCAGAAAACGCACAGAAAAAUAAAACAAGAAGGAAAUUAAGGAUCAGUAGGUUACUAGGAUUGUGA